AUUCCUCACCGCACGAACACCAUCCCCCACCUCCCCCCUCCUCGAUCUUCAACAACCGCCGAGACCUGUCCACCACCACCGCCACACGCCGCGAAUGGAGCUCCUCGGCCUGGUGCCCGCGGAGGCCAUAGCGCUCCGCCUCUACUCCCUCCCCGCAGCAGCCGCGGCCGCCGGCUCGCUCUACGCCUGGCUCGUCGCCGCACUCGCCGCCGCCAUCGGCCUCUGGCGCAUCCGCGCCGUCAGCGUUUCCAACAUCAACAAGCGUGACGCAGGCGUCAGCGCCCUCGUCGACGAUAACCAGGAGCCACUGGUGCCUCUUCUGCCGUCUCGGGGGGCUGCCAUUACUGACGAGCCGCCCGCCGCCGAGCCGUCUUCCGUGAGCGAGCCGAGCACGCCGUCCAAGGUUCGGUUCACUGCGUACUACGGUGGCUCGGGAGACGAAGACGGAGUGGUCGACGGCGUCAGGAAAUGCGCGGAUGACGACGACGUCGACGACGGUGCGCGCGGCCGAGACUGCGCGGUGGAGGUGGUUCUCAGAAGGACCGUGUCAGAGCCGGGGACAAGAAGAGCGGCGGCCCUGGCCACGGGGCCGUGGGAAGGGAGGGAGAUGGCGGUGAGGCGGAGGAGUGACCUGGGUUGGUACCGCCACAUCGACAUGGCCGCGCUCGACGGCAGCGUCGUGAGGCUGUGGGACGGCGACCUGACGGCGUCGCCGAGGGGGCGGAUGAGGAGGUCAGGAUUGGAAUUGCAAUUGCCAUUAUAGGAGGUACUAGUGUGGUUAAUAUAUUUAUGCGGGUACAAACAAUGGGAUACUAUUAGGAGGAUACGACGAUUUUGUCCUUGAGAUCGUCAUGAGCUACAGCCGGGGCGAAGUGCCUUUGUGUAAUAAUAAUGUACUCUAGUGCAAGGACACAAAUGCGAUCUGAACGUGUCUCUGUGCUCUACUGCUAUCUUCCUCGCCAGUGCCGGUCCUGACAUUAGAGAGGCCCAGGACAAGACUUAUAAAGGAGACCCUUUAUAAUAAUAAUUAUUACACGUAAAUAUAGUGUGUAUAUAUUGUCAA
This is a messenger RNA of Zea mays, 1063 nucleotides long. RefSeq lists its product as uncharacterized. The record is from RefSeq and is marked predicted. The transcript has a single exon. Bases 95 to 763 code for a protein of 222 amino acids. NCBI's taxonomy places the organism in Eukaryota, Viridiplantae, Streptophyta, Magnoliopsida, Poales, Poaceae.